AUGUUGCGCUGGUUGUCGCGGCCGGUAUGGAGGGGAUUCGGGGGUGACUAUGGGGUGGUGAGGGGGAUGCGGGUUAGUGCGGUGGUGAGGGGGGAAGCGAACAAGGAGGGGACGGGGCUGAAGAGCGAGGUGGAAGGCGCGGGUUCGGAGGAUAGGUUGGGAAAGGCACUGGUUCGAGAGUCGUCAUCGUCGCCGGAGGAGAUGAAUACGCGGCCGUUGCCGUACCUUUCGUUUGCGCUCGGCGUGGCUACUGCGCCAUCAUCGAGCUCGGCGACGUGGGCAGAGACGCGCGAUCGACUGGUGUCUACUGAACAUCGCAUGGCAACGCGCAAGGCGAUCAUACAGCAAGCUACGCGCGGCUACUUCCACGACUUCCACGCCAUCAAAUCACACGGCGGCAAAACAUGGCGCGCACCAAACACGCUCAUCAAAUCCUCGCGUUCGCUCUACUUUCCCAAAUUCACCGGCUCGCGUCUGAGCGACAAAGCAAAGUGCAACACUGUCGAUAUCCUGCGCAACAAAAUCUCAGUGAUCGCGCUCCUUGGAAGCAAGAUCUCGGAAGAACACACGAAAUCGUUUUACCAACCCACUCUAGAUACUUUUGCCACGCAUCCAAACUUCCAACUGGUCCAAAUCAACCUCCAACAAAACCCGCUCAAGAGCUACCUAGUCAGCCUGUUCAUCUCAAGCCUCAGAAACCACAUCGACGCGCGCUUUCAUUCAACCUACCUGCUCAGUAGCGACAACAUCGAACUCAUCAAAGAUGCGCUUGGCUACCACAACAAACACGUCGGCUACACCUAUCUUGUCGACGAAUCUGGUAGGAUCAGGUGGGCCGGAGGCGCAUUCGCCGAACACGCCGAGUGCACCGCUCUCAAGGCGUGCACCGGCGUCCUACUCGACCGCUUCCGAGACCACGCAAAAUCCACCACGAAAAAGUAA
Molecule: messenger RNA, 942 nt
Organism: Mycosarcoma maydis (corn smut)
Lineage: Eukaryota; Fungi; Basidiomycota; Ustilaginomycetes; Ustilaginales
Exons: 1
Coding region: 1-942 (313 amino acids)
Biological process (GO): mitochondrial proton-transporting ATP synthase complex assembly
Cellular component (GO): mitochondrial inner membrane
Source: RefSeq, a predicted model, not a curated record